This is a messenger RNA of Entelurus aequoreus (snake pipefish), 1447 nucleotides long. RefSeq names its product crumbs homolog 3b (gene crb3b). The record is from RefSeq and is a predicted model, not a curated record. Bases 224 to 499 code for a protein of 91 amino acids. NCBI's taxonomy places the organism in Eukaryota, Metazoa, Chordata, Actinopteri, Syngnathiformes, Syngnathidae. The transcript has 3 exons.
CACAGUGAGCGACUUCUGAUUGGCCAAGCUGGACCACGUGACCUGCCUCAUUACCAUACGGCCAGGUAGAGAGGGAGCAAGCAGUUCCGGCUGUGCGUGCAACGCCGCUUCGUCUCGUCGGAUCAAAUGUGUUGGUUUUUUCCCUUCUUUUUUGUUUAACCGGGACCUCCUCAAAACGGCUCACCUUUUCCGCACGGGUUGCUGGCCGUUCGACAGAUGCUGCAUGAUUGAUAUCAAACCGAUGGUCACACUUCACUUCCAUCGGUCCGUCACCAUAGCGAUGCAGACAUCCAUCCCACCCACGGUGUCGGCACUGGUCUCCACUGUGGCGCUCCUUCUCUGCUUGGCUCUGCUGCUGAUGCUGUGUGUGCUGAAGAAGAAAAGAAGGAUGGAGGGAACAUACCGGCCCAGCGCAGAGGAGAGAAAACAGAUCGGCGGGAGCAGAUCCGACAAGUCCGGCCUGCCUCUCCCCUUGCCCAAAGAAGAGCGCCUCAUAUGAUUACGCCGUGCAAAUGGACUCCAUUAAGAGCUUUUUUGUCAACGUUGGGAUUACUGCUGCCACCCACUCCUGGUUAUGUUUCAAGCUUGACUUUUGCACCACAAAUCUUCUGACACCUCAACUCUUGUUUGUUGGACAGCUUUUUAAUUCCUAACAAUAACGAUACUGACAGAACAUCAAAUCUGUCACCAGUUUCAAUGUAUUAAAAAAAAAAAAAAAAAAAAAAAAAAGCAAAUGUGCCUUUUGACUGUUGGAGUUUGGCUUCCUGGUGAAUUUGCUCAUUUAAAGUCACUCUCCUCAGUGUACCAGAUAACUUGAAGAUGAGAUUUGGUUUUACCGCACUCCAUGUUCUAUUUAUUUAGAAAACAUGUUUCACACUUUAUAUAACCAUGAAGGAUACUGAUAGACACUGACAAUCAUAGGAUGCACUUUGUUCACCUUUUGUUAAAAAAAAAAAAAAAAUGUACGUAAAUAAAAAAGUGUGUACAUUACUGUGUUUUUUCUUAGGCGCGUAUACAGUAUUUGUUGGAAGUGCCACCCCUCCCUGUAAGCCAGGGGUGUUCCAAAGUGCGGCCCGGGGGCUAUUUGUGGCCCGCAGCGCGAUUUUUAUUGGCCCGCGACACAUUCUAUAGACAAACUGAACAGGUCCCAAAUUAGAACAAAAAACUCAAUCAAAUUACAACAAAAAACUAUGAAAUACCCCAAAAAUGGGACCUAACAUUGAUUAAAUGUUAAAAAGCAUGUUUUAAUGUAUUUGUGUUGUAGAAUAUUGGUUGGAAAAUGACUCAAAUUCAAUGGUCAAAUCACCGUCAGAAAACAACAUUGAUUAAACGUUGUCAAAAAGCAUGUUUUAAUGUAUUUGUGUUGUAGAAUAUUGGUUGGAAAAUGACUCAAAUUCAAUGGUCAAAUCACCGUCUGAAAACAACAUUGAUUAAACGUUGUCAAAAA